GUUGGCGCUUUACGCUAAGGGUGCGCGCGCGCGCUCGCUCGCUCCGCGUUUGGAUUUACACGCUCUCCACGCUUCUUAAGAUCGCGUUUUGUGUAUCACGCACGGUUCCCCAGAACAGACACGAGAUCACACUUCCUCCGUACUGCUGGCAUUAGGCGGAAGAAAGAGAUCUGAUCUUCAAACGAUCCACUUUUAACGAGCGAAAUUCGAAUCAGAGUCGGCAUUGGUAGAUAAAGAAUUAUACUACGAAGUACGGUGGAACGGGGGGUGAAUUUCGCGGAAUUCCCAACCCCCACUCAAAGGUGAGCAGGGUUCGGAGUUGUGAGUUUCAAUGUUGUAGUUCACACACGGUGCAAAUCUGUCAUCGAUCGCUCGUUUAGUGAUCCAAGCUAGGGAAGACCCCUACAAAUGUUGCUUCCGAUAGCGCUAAAAAAUCUUACUCUUUCUUAUCAGUGUAUGUGUGUAUGUGCCUGUGCACUUGUGUUUAUGUGUGUGUGUGUGUGUGUGUGUGUGUGUGUGUGUGUGUACUAAACGCUGUCCAGUGUAGUAAGCUAGCAGCAAAAAGCCAUUCACAAUAAAAUUGCUAUAUUUAUGUGUGUAUCUGUGUGUUUAUAUGUGUAUUUGUAUUUGUGUGUAUGUACAUGUAUGCUGUAUGUUAAUGCCCACCCAGAAGACGUCUGUGUGUAUAUUACUCAUCAAGGUGGAAUUUGGAUUCAAGUAAAAUCGCCAAACCCAUUCCAACCGAAGCACGUUGCAGCAAUGAAUCGCAGUUUGUAAACGGCCUACCCCGAUCUAUGUUUGUGUGCGUGAUGACUGUUACUAUCCUUCCGUGUUGUUGCCUCUCGCUCUCUGUACCAGUUUCAAUGUGGCUUACUGUACUGUAGUAAUGUUUUAUGCUGUAAUGGCUGUGUUCUGUAGCUGUUCUGUCUCGUGCUUUGAGCAUCCUUUUCUAACUAAAAUCCGGUAAGUAAACAAGUAGCUUUCUUUCAUUAGUUUCUUAAGCUUCUUUUUCCUCCUUUAAAAAACCUCAAUUUUCCUCUAUUCAUCUCGUCGUAUCACUCUCUGUACACAGUAGUCAGUUUUAUGAUGCUGCGCAUUCCUGUGUUUUUCCUGGUGUGACUUUCACUUCUUGUACACGCUGUAUAAUCGUCAGGAAUGCACUAUAAUUGUUCUUCCCGUGUGACUGUGGCUCUAUUCUAUCGCCCUGUUUUGGCUCACUUGAUCUAUCCGUCUGUCUUGUCUUGUCUUUGCCCGUUUUUCCGUUAGAAUUUCAGCUCAAUUUGCAAUUAUUUUUAAAUCAUGCGCACCGGCACUCAAAAAACACCUCCCUUGGUUCAUCCAUCCGAUCCGAUGUGGUCUUACGAUUGUCUGUCCGUCCGUCCGUCCGUCCGUCUGCUUGCCUGCCUGCCUGCCUGCCUGCCUGCCUGCUGUUUGUGUGUCAUUGUAAUGUGUCGCUCUAUUUGUCGCUCUGUCUCUGUAAUAGAUCGUGCUAGGGGGAAAGCGAUGAAUCCGUCUCGUGGUUUCGCAUCCAAACAUAGAAUUCCCCUAAGGGAAUGCAUUUAAUUUUCACGCAUUUGCUAGACCGUUUUAUGAUGCGAUGAAAUACCGGCGCUCGCACGUGGACGCGUCCAUCAUACGCACCCUGCUUUCGCUCCGGGCCGUGAAUCAACCGCUCGAAAGGUCCGUUUUGUGUGCGGGGUUUUGUUCUUUCAAUUUCAUUUCCUUUGGACUCGCAAAACUCCACAUGGCACGGGGGUUCGAUCCCCGAGUCUUAUCUUAUCUCGCUUCUCCGCGAGGUCUCUUCGCCAGAGUAUAGAGUAAAUACAAACAGUGCCCGUAUACACAUGAUGGGCGUACGUGUAACAUGUACAUCCGCGAGAGCGAGUGCGCGCGCGUGAAAGGUACAAUUAUCAGCAUUAUCAGGCCUCGCGGGGUCGUCGCGAUCGUACGCGCUUCGAAACGACAACGACGAGGGCGCAACAUCACCAACACCACCAGCAACGGCUAAGAAGGUUUCCGUGUGUGUUUGUACUUGUUUUGCUGUGCGCCCCAUGUUUACACAGUCUGUAUUUGAGCAGUGCGGCACAGGAAUCGCUGACGAAAUGAAAUGUGGCACCGAAAUGCUGUUGGACGACCCCGGGGGGGUUCGAGACUGGUAGAUUUUGAGAGGGGGCGUAACAGAGGUCCCAAAAAAAAAGUUAGCGUUUAGGAGGGUACCUGAUGGCAGGAGGAGUCGUCGAGAUCGAUGACAGUUGCAGUUUCACAAAAGCCACUGAAUCAUUCAUCUCCUCCCGGUGUGGUAGCAAAGGCCACCAUUCAACACUCUACCACAGCACAUACCACUGCCGAACAGAAGCAGAAGCAGCAGUCCGCUGCCAAUAAGGAUCAUGACAGUGCGGAAAAAUAAUCUGCUUCUUCGUACGCCGUCCGCUGCCAACCGCGCGUUCUCUACCAGCACGCGGAAAAAAGCGGAAUAAGAGCACCGCGAUCGCGCGUUAUCUGCCCGCAAAGUGUGUAUCUCCCGGGUACCAAGAGCGCACCUAAGGAAGAAGUCGGUCACUCAACAAGUGUUUCCCCGUGUCGGUGCAAUAGAAGCGUAAAGUCGUGUGCUGUGUAUGUUGCGCACACAGCAAGUGUGCGUGUGUACCGAGUGAGGUGUCCGAGGUGUGUGUGCAAUUAGAAGAAGAGAGGCACCAAAUAAAAAAGAGAAGAAAAAAGUUAAGAAAAAUCGCUUCCGCUAGCCUAUCCGUUUGACGAAAGAAGGAAAAAAGUUUGAAGGCUUUUUGUCGGUGUGUGUGUGCGUGUUUGUUUGUGCCCAAUAUCCGUGUGUUCGUAGUGUGAUAUAAGUGUACAAGUGUGCCCGUCGAUCCGUUUCCGAAGCGUCCCAACCGUUUUGGGGAAAAUUUUGGUUAUUGCUUCUCUGUCUGUGUCCGUGUGUGUGUGUGUUGUGAUUCAGGUGUGUGCGUGACACAUAUUCGCUCAAUUUCUACUUCCGGUGCUGCGUGUUAGUCCCUGCCAAUACCCCUUCCCCACCCCCAUUGUAGUGUUGCGGAAGGAAGUGUUCUCCUCCGCGACAUUCCCACUCACGGCAGCAUCGUGUUAUCGCCACCACUAGCCCGGGAGGCAUCCACCGGCGUCCGGUUCGGUGUACCGUUGAUAUCCGCCACGAUGCUCAAUUCGCUCGAGACGCUCGCGGGCAAGAUUUCGCCCGGCUCGGGCAAGAAUUCACCCUCCGCCCCGAACGGGGCCACCACGGGCGGCGGUGAGCUGAUCGACAGCAACGGUAACAACAAGCUGCUCAGUGGAUACCAUCUGCGGACCAAGCUACCGUACCAGAAGCCCGGUCUCAGCAACAACAACAACAACUGCAACGUCGUCAACAAUACACCGGCCGCGGCAGGCAUUGUGCCGGGUGGUGGUGUACCGCUGCCGGUCGGGUUGCUCAGUCCGCAGGCGGUAGCGAUGCUCGGGGUCAGCAGUAUUGCCACCAGCAACACCAACGGCAACAAUGGCAGCAGUAGCAACCUGAGUCCGACCGCCGCAUCCACCGUAGCCACCGCCAACAGUCAUCGAACGGCGAACGGGACCAGCGACGCGAUGAUCGUGGACGACGUGCAGAUGAUGGGCGUAUCGGCGAAGGAAAAUGCCAUCAUGAACAUGACCAACACCGCCAGCAGCAUCGUCAGUGCGAACGUCACCAGCAUGAACCUCAACAGCCCCGGCAGCAACAACAAUAACAAUCAUACGCUGAACAACAACAAUCCCAAGGUGAUAAACAACAACACGGCGAUCGUGGACGGGUCCGGCAAGGUGUCACCGUGCCAGGAGCAGGACGAGGAGGUGGUCGGCGACCAGCCCGACCCGGACUACAUCAAGAUGUUCGUCGGGCAGGUGCCCCGGUCGAUGGACGAGCAGCAGCUGAAGGAGAUGUUCGAGGAGUUCGGGCGCGUUCACCAGAUCAACGUGCUGCGGGACAAAACGUCCGGUCAGAGCAAGGGGUGCUGUUUUGUGACUUUUUACACUCGUAAGGCAGCUCUCAAGGCGCAGGACGCGCUGCACAACAUCAAGACGCUCGUCGGGAUGCACCAUCCGAUCCAGAUGAAGCCGGCAGACAGCGAGAAUCGAAAUGAACGCAAGCUGUUCGUCGGUAUGCUUAGCAAAAAAUAUAACGAGAACGAUGUUCGACAGCUGUUCUCGGGCCAUGGCACCAUCGAGGAGUGUACGGUACUGCGUGACCCGUCCGGGCAGAGUAAAGGCUGUGCUUUCGUAACAUUCGCAACCAAACAGUCCGCGAUCGGUGCAAUUAAGCAUCUACACCAGAGCAAAACGAUGGAAGGCUGCUCGGCACCGCUGGUGGUAAAGUUUGCCGACACGCAGAAGGAAAAGGAUGCCAAACGGAUGCAACAGAUGCACUCGAACCUGUGGAAUAUGACCGGUAUCAAUCAGCCGAUCACCCAAUCGGUAACGCCCCUGACCGCAUCCGCCCAUCCGAACCCACCGCAGCAGCAGACACCGUUCCUGGCCGCCGAUGCGAUCUCCCCACCGCUGACGCUGCUCCAGCAGCUGCAAGCCGUCGCACAGCAGCAGCAUCUUCUGCAAGGACUUAGCGCCCAGACUGAUACGACCUCCGCCGCCGCCGCAAGCCUUCUCGCUCCGAUCUCCUUGCAGAAUCUGGUGACGCUAGCCGGUAUAACGCAACCGUCGCUGCAAACUGCCGCCGCAGCAGCUGCACAGACACCGGCCACCGCCAUCAGCAAUGCAGCGACCUCUUUGUCCGGUCUGUUAGGGAAAACAGCAACGUCAGGGACUACCGGUGCUGAUACAGCUACCAGCCUGACUUCGUACGCCGCCUUACCGCAGUUUGGCGCAGCCGCAGCCACUGCAGCAGCAUUCACCCCGACGCCUUUAACCACGCCGACGCUAGCGCAAGCGGUGGCUGCCGCCGCCGGAAAGCAGAUUGAAGGACCGGAGGGUUGCAAUCUGUUCAUCUACCACCUGCCGCAGGAGUUCACCGACACCGAUCUGGCGUCGACGUUCCUGCCGUUCGGUACCGUCGUGUCGGCGAAGGUGUUCAUCGACAAGCAGACGAACCUGUCGAAGUGCUUCGGUUUCGUGUCGUUCGACAACGUGUCGUCGGCGCAGGCCGCCAUACAGGCGAUGCACGGGUUCCAGAUCGGUACCAAGCGGCUGAAGGUGCAGCUCAAGCGGUCGAAGGACGCGUCCAAACCGUACUAGGAUUUGGGGCAGCUGGCGGCGACAGUGAAUGCGCAGUUGCUCAAGUACUGCGCGGCUGCCGUCGCCACCGCCACCGCCACCAUCAUCGCAAGCGCAACAAUCAACCGCGGCGGGCCGAUUAAUGGUGAGGCCGGCGGGAACAAACACACCACCACCACCACCACCACCAGCAGCAGCAGCAGCAGCAGCUUUGUCACCGCAAAUAACCUCAAAUUUACCACCAGCACCAACCGGGAUCACAACACGUCGAGCGUCACAAGUAAGUCGUGAAGAAGACACGUGCGCGCGCAGGUGGAUCGACGCAGCAACAGUACACCGACAGUUCUAAGACGAGACGCCACUAUUGUGCCCUAUAUAGCGUACCUACCUACUACCGCUACUACAACAAACCGGACGCAAAGUCGACACUAAGCUACAGCCAGCAGCAGCCGCUGUAUACUCUUAACAAGCAGAAUGUAUCGUAUAAGUUUCGGUUAUUUCGGUUUGCACGUACACGGGGUGUUUAGGUUGAUGUUUAAUCCACGGAAGAAAAAAAAAGCAGAAAAGGAUAGGUCUCUGAGACACCGGUAGGAUUAAGUUUUGAUGUCCACACCUGCUAGCUGGUAGGGAAGUGGAAGGCACUACUAAGCUGUCUGAUGCGUGGCGUUGCGAUUUUGGGUGGCGUUUGAGGUUAGGUUUUGAACUGAUUUUCUGUCACGUUAUGGUAGUGGCCAUUUUACUUUCUUUACUCGUUACACUCACUCACUUACAUUUUACAUCUUAAAUGUUCUUUUUUUUGGUUUGCGUUGAGCGUUUUUUUUUCUUUUAUUCAUUCUUUUACCUUCUUUUACUACAUUACUACAUUAUAUUCUGCUUUGUUUUGCAUUGAUUUAUCCUUCGAUUGGAUGUUUUUCCUUUGUUUUGGUAUUGAUUGUUGUUUGCUCCAUCCUGCUGUUUUUCUUUUAUUAGUAACACAGUUUUGCCUUUUUUUGUAUAAUUUUACGAUCGGAGCACGAUGAAGUAGAUGAAAAAAAGAACAUCUACUUCGAUUAAGAUACUGACCGUUUUUUAUGAGAGCGCGGUGUAUAAAGUCUGUUGAAAAAUUGUAAUCGUAAACACGACCAAGCUGUUGGUUCUUGCAAGUUUUACAGAUUUUUCAUUUCGCAUUGGAAAAUGCUUUUCAAUUUAAGUUUUUGCUUUGGUAGACAUUAAGAACAGCAGCAGCAGCGGCAGCGAGAAGAGCGAUUUGCGUGUUUAAUUGUUCAAUGUUGGUGCGCUUCUUCACCACGUGGUUGAAGGCGCUUGAUGAACAGAGCGUGAUUUUUUGGUGUUCAAUGCUCUUGAACCGAUUUUGUUUUGUUUUGUUGUUGCAUUCACUUACACACACACACACGCGUUAAACGUUUUUCAUUGUUCAAUGUUUCUUUAGACAUUAAAAAAAAAAUGCAACAAAACGCGCUCAAGCAAAUGGCAUCCGACAACAGUACUUUAUACACCAAAACGUUACUUACAAUUUAAUUCAUUUGAUUUCGCUUUCAUUUUCGUGCUAAGUUUGCUUUUUACUUGAUAAAAUUUCCAAAACAAACAAAAAACAACCAUACUUUUUCCUUCUCUUCGAAAGAGAAGUCUAUUGUUUUUACUACUCACACCUCACACCGGAAAUGUGUGUAUCGUUUAGCGAGUUUUAAGCGUUUUGUUUUCCAUUCUUUUUUCAUUCAAUUUUUUUUUGCAUAUCUUUCUCAUUUAAACUUUAACUCAUUUACGUUAUACAUGGGCGCCCACAUGUUGAGAGGAGCGUGAAGCAAAGAACUAUAGUUCUAUAACUUAUGUCAUGUAAAAUGCCUCCCGAGAUUUGUUCAACGGUUAGUGCAGGAGAGGAACAGGCGUUAAGCACACAUACACGCACACGCGUUUUUUUUUGUCCAGUACAUCCUUCUGUAUCAGUGUGUUCCUAUUGUCAAUCAUCGCACCUGUAGAGGAAUUAGAAUUUUGCGUAUGUGAGUGGACAGCUCUGUGUGUGUGUGUUGAUGUAUCAGCGAAGAAUCAGCGUUUGUUCGAUGUGUUUCCCUACUCUUACCGCCCCUCGGUAUGUGUGGAAAGUGGUUUCAUUGGUGUGUCUGUGUCUGUAUGUAUGGCGUAUCUGUGGAUCCCAUUGUACCCCGAGACCGACCACAAACGGCUGUAUCUCGAACCGGCGACAGGCCAACCACUGCUUCUGCUCCACCAACAACAAUCAAUAUUUGUUCAGGAAACGUGGCUGCUCUGUAGGAAGGAGAAAAAAACGAACACCGAUAUGUUGUGUGUUAUUGCGUAUUACAUGUAUAACUACUAUUUAUGUACAAUCAGAAUUAAAUGUCAUUUAUUCAUCCAUCUGCAGCUCGUUUCGUCACAUUUCCGACCCGACACGUGAUCGUGACUUUGUCUGUCCCCCCAAAAAAAAAAAAAAACGCCUCAAGCACUGUCUGUGUAAUGGACGCCAGGAGAUCGAUCGAUGUAGCUCCGGGAGGGUUGCUGUGAAUGCUUUGCCAAAAACCACCACCAGUCAGAUCGCACGCGCAUCGUCGUCGUGUUGAAUAUGGUUGAUAAUUAUUAUAAUUUCAAAUUACAGGCGUAAUUAGAUAAAUUGAUAGAGGAGGAGGACAGUGAGGGAGUGGGCCGCCAGAGUCCGAUAACCACAAAUGACAUCCCGACCGUUGACCAACUUCGAUUGCCACAUUCGGUAUAAUCAGCUUCGGUUCGGUUUUAGCUCAUAUUUCAAAACCCGCGUGACCAACACCAACACCACGAACCCGGUUCGCCAAAACGCAGCGCAGCGGUUAAAAGCGUGUGUGUGUGUGUGUGUGGUGAUGAAUUUGUUGUAUGGCCUCUCUGGUGUGCACGUCAUCUGAUCUCUGAUCUGUAUCGGGGCUGCUAGUGUGCUGCCAAAGGAUAUUCAUAUUCAUCCACCUCAAACAGCAUCCGAGAUAGCAAAAGGGUGAGCAACAGGCCAGGCAGAGAGGGGCUUGCUAAAUCCGGAACAAAAUUUUCACUGUAAUUAGUUGGCUGUUGGCCGUUGCAUACACACACACACACACACACAUACCCGCAACAUACGCAACAUCCGGUCGGUAUCAAUUUUCAUUAACGCGAAAUUAGCGCGAAUAUGAGUAAUGUGUGGAACAGUGGCGAGCUGUGGUUUUGUUUGUUGUCGGAAGCUUGUGUUGUCACCCGGCGAAAGGUGGUCCUGCCUGCAUCAUCUUAGACACCACCACCAGACACGGGAAACGCGUGAGCCAAUUAAAUUCAAAGCAACAACGUGCAAACACAAUAGCUCCAUCACCAAGCCGAAGGAAAUUGAGGUCAAAUCGGGUCGACAAAGACGAACUCGCUGACGCGAUGACCCGAUGGAUGGGGGGACUUGAGGGUUACAGUUACAGGAGGCUUCAAUUUGAACAACACCCACACACACACACACACACGUGCGCCUUUGUCACCUGCGGACAACCACGGUCAAAAUACACGCGGGGGUAAUAAUUUCCCUACGCGAGGUGUGAAUGUGCGAGCGAUAGGGCAGCGAGAGCGAGCGUGAUAGUUACCUCUAAUUUAAACUCCCAUUGAUUAUGAUUAAUUAUUUAAUUAUGUAAAUCCGACAAACCAAACGCAACCGCCGACACACGUUUGUGGAUUCGGUCCCUUCGAGCGGCAAAUAAGGUGAUAAGGAAGUGCGGUGCAUAGGCGCUACAAACCGGCGCCUACAACAAACUUUACGGUGGGUUGUCGUUGCCCUAAACCUUCAGCACGCGGCGGCGUCGGGUUGAUUAGGUGUUAAGUUUUGGCAUCACAUUCAAUUAGCUACCCCGGUUGUGGGUGGUAGCGAUGGAAAUUGGAUCCUUGCCCCGAGAAUGCCUUUGAGAUCCGAAAGUGAACCAUCUCCUCCCAUCAAGGGUGCAGUGGCGAAAUAGUGGGUUCGUGUGUGUGUGUGUGUGCGUGUCACGGUUACUCAAACUCGUUAACAUUUUAGCACAUCGCAAGGUGCAGCAGACCCAUAGGUUUGCCAUAUGGUGCAACUUUCUAUUACAGAUUUUCAAUAUCCAUCUUUUUUAUUUUUUUUUAAUAUUUUUUGUUUUUAGAAGAUAUGUAAUACGGCCAAGAAGUUUAUAUGCUAAGAAAAUAUCACCAGUCGUAAAAAAAUGUCUAAAUUAUCCAGAAGCUCAGUAAAUCGGAUUCGGUAGGCUACAACAGUGCUGUUUCUUGAGGAUGUUUUGGAUGAGUCGCCAUUUUGUUCCAAUUAAUCGUCCUCUGAGAGAGGAACAAAGAGAUAUAUCUUGGUGGACAGCUUUGGCAGCCAUUUAGUUUCCAUCCAGCAAGGAAGUUAGUAUCCAAUAUCCAUUUUUUCAAUGAUCAAUCCUGAAAAUGAUUAUACAAAUAUGGCAACCCUGGUUCCCUUGGGUCGAUCGAUCCAUAAAUUGGAGCUUCUUACUUUCACCUUCCUAGAGUUGUCUUCAGGAGGCAACUCAAUACCGUCCGUCUGCUUGCUUGCUUUCGAUUCAUUCAAUUCGUGUGCUCUAUUGGGCGGCAUGGCAUAGGUUUCUUUCCAUUAUCAGUUUUAAAAAAAUGCGAACAAAUCAAUCCACAACCACCAAUAAUGACUGAAUAAUAUUAACCGCAAAAGGGGUUAAUGAGGCGCUAAUCCCAAGCCCAUGGUUUUUGCGCCACUUGUUAACAGUGGGUGGUGGUGGGGUCGAAUUCGGUGAUGAGGGAGCGUGUGAAAAAGCAAACCUGUCCCCGUGUGUGUGCGUGUGUUUGUAGCUGUUAAAUGUAGGAUAAACCAAUUUUUGGGCAAUAGAGCCUUGCCGAACGAACGAGUACACGACGAGCACCGAGAAAACCUAGAGAGCCAGUAAUCGCUGUACGCAAACGGCCCCGUGCUUUACGCGUGAUUCGGAUGUGUGUGUGUGUGUGUGUAGAGUGAAUGUUAAUGAAUUUCAUCGUCAUUAAAAAAAUGCCAUCAUUCAAACAAACUCCCCUUCCCCGUCAUUCUUCAAUGUACAGUGUAAAGAAUACCAUUGCAUCCGUGGCAAGUGCAAUUCGGGGAUGAAAAGCAAAACGGCAAAGAGGGGAAAAAAAGCACGGCAGAAAACCAAAUGUUUUUGUAUAAUUAUAUUCUAAACUCGUAACGGUAAGAGUUGCUUUCCGUUCCGUCGACGUCAAGGAAAGGCCACGUGUGUGGACAAUUUCAGUGCGGAAACGGUGGCUUAUCGAGCGAAAGCACUUAUUUAAAUAGCCCAAAACAAAACUAAUUAAUAGGUCAUAAUUGUUUACACACCUUUCACCUUCUUGUCUCUCGUUACUUUUAUUAUCGUUUUUUUCUUGUUUUGUUUUUUUUUCGUGUUAUUUCAUCGUUUUUGUUUUUUUUUUGUGCAGAACUGUUUUCACCAUCGUCGUGUUAGAUGCUUUCACAAUGUUUCUUUUAAUUUUCUUCUCAUUCUCACUUACUAUUAUUAUUGUAACAGCCUGUGUAAUAAAAAAAAGAUAAAUAGUUAGGGUAGUUUAGUGUAGUUGUGCUCAGGCAAAACAAACAAAGGCGAGAGAAGGCGAAACAGUCCACCACAAUCGCGUCGUGUCGUCGUUGUGCACCUAGUAUGUUGGUGCUUUGUAAUGUAUGUAACGGAACCUUGUUCUAUUGGUGUGUGCGUAUGAGCUGUAUCGAAGGGUGGGGAUUCAAAACGGAUAGCGAAUGUAAUAAUACACACACAGGAAGGAGGAAAAUUAGAUUAUGGAACAAAAAUAUCUCGUGGCAGCAAAAAACUAAAAAAAGGUGGGCAAGAAAGGGAAAGAAAAACUUUAUGUAAAAAAAAAAGGAACAAGAUUUAAGAAAAUGUGUGUGUUAGUGCUUUCGUGAGGGGUUUUUUUUUUCGGAGGGAAAAACCAACACAAAUAACAGACCCACAGGGAAAGUUAAAAAUUCAUAAAUCAAUUUUGCCCUUCCCCGAGUGGUUUAAGAAAAAAGGUGUCCGUAUUGUAGAAAGCGAAAGGAAGAAAAAGAAACAACACACACGAAGAAAAUGGGAUAAGAGAAAUACUAAAUGUGCCAGUUUAUAGAAAAAUGUAAAAUGAAAAAUGGGAGAGCAGCGAAAAAAAA
This is a messenger RNA of Anopheles stephensi (Asian malaria mosquito), 11335 nucleotides long. RefSeq names its product CUGBP Elav-like family member 2. The transcript has 12 exons. Gene Ontology annotation, biological process: regulation of alternative mRNA splicing, via spliceosome; mRNA splice site recognition. Gene Ontology annotation, molecular function: mRNA 3'-UTR binding. NCBI's taxonomy places the organism in Eukaryota, Metazoa, Arthropoda, Insecta, Diptera, Culicidae. Bases 3169 to 5235 code for a protein of 688 amino acids. The record is from RefSeq and is a predicted model, not a curated record. Gene Ontology annotation, cellular component: cytoplasm; nucleus; ribonucleoprotein complex.